Molecule: messenger RNA, 1598 nt
Organism: Phaeodactylum tricornutum CCAP 1055/1
Lineage: Eukaryota; Bacillariophyta; Bacillariophyceae; Surirellales; Neidiaceae
Exons: 2
Coding region: 66-1598 (510 amino acids)
Source: RefSeq, a predicted model, not a curated record
UCGUCUCAGAUCAUUAAACAGGAAGACGGCAUUCUUUUCCGCCAUCAACAACUGUUUUACCGACUAUGAUUACGGUUGAAGAAUCCUUUGCGGUAGCGUGCAAUCAGCAAUUUGAUGACGAACCGCUCUCGAUUGACUUGGACACGAGAGACCAUCAAAUUCGGGUAAACGCGGCCUUAGUUGAGUCGUCCCAUACAGUUCUUACCCAUUUUGGGCGUAGUGUGGGGUCCUGUUGGGGAGACUUUUACUGCACCAACAAUCGUAUCCGGGGACGUUUGUACGCUACGAGCAACGCUAUUUUGUUCUAUACUAAUUUAUUAGGGUUUGAGCGGAGACUCUGUUUGUUGUUGAAAGAAGUCGAAGAUAUUCGUUUAUUUAAAACAACCAGUAUUUCGAUUCGGACGGUGGACAACGAGACCUACAUUUUCAAGUCAUUCAACAAUCGUGAACAGGUACUGCAUCUUAUCAAAGCCUUACAGAGUCUAGAGCAAAAGCAGCUUCGCCGAGAGCAUCAUUCGGAACCACCGCUACGAUCAACGUUGAAUCACCCCGAACCCCCCGAGGAAGCACUACAGCCAAGCAAUACAAAAACGGCCCCUCGAAUUCCUUCAGCGUCAGUUCUCCGACAAACAAUUUCGUCAACGCUUCCGGCCUCUUUCGGUUCUCCGCCACCACCCAUAUGCCAUUCAAAUCGUCGCCGAUCCGUAUCCGAUUCUAUUGUUCGGAUACCGGGGAUAAAUCCUUUGCAUUCGACCGAACAAGAUACACCACUCCCAAUUGGAUCGAUCGAAUGCCAAAAAAAUAAGUCGAAUGCGGAAACCUGGGAGGCCGCGAAAGCACAUCCAGGUCUCCAAGAGAAAGGAAUUGAGGCCGUCGAAGUAUCGUGCUCUUUAGAACAAUUUUACGAGUUCUUCUUGGCUGAUAACGCUGAGCAUUCGCUAGAUCGCUAUCAGCGCGAUCACGUCAAGGACAAAGAUGUGCAGUGUGCUGGGUGGGAUGCUGAUUGUGACGGAGCCUGGUCUCGCACUAUUACAUUUUCGCAUCCUGUCAAAACUACACUAGGCGUCGGGCCAUCCGCUGCGAAGACAUCGCGAAAGCAACGAAUAAGGCGCUUUCCGAAGCUCGGUAUUGUGUUGGAAAAUUGGACAAAUGUCGGGGGGGUUCCAGCUGCCGAUUCCUUCUUUGUGCAAGACCGGUGGAUAAUUGAAAGUCUCGACAGCGAACGGGUAAGGUUGUCGACUUGGUAUAAAAUUCAAUUUACGAAACGGACCGUGCUCAAAACAUUCAUUCAGAAAUCGAUUCACAAAGAGACUAAGCAGUGGCUGUCAGGAUAUGUUAAGAUGCUGAAGAACGUGUUUCAGGAAAACGAACCGACGCGCACAAUACCAGCAGCUAUGGCCUAUACAAGUAUUUCAGUUUUUGAAAGUGCAGCGAUUAAUGUGCUGAAGGAUAUCAAAUACUCGUUUCGUGUUUUGAUGCUAGUCGCCGUUUUCAUUGUUGGUUUCGGGCUUGUCGCUGUUAUAGUACAACUAGCUUCGAUGCACCGAAUCGUGUUGGAGCUGCAGGCGCAAUUAAAUCUUCUAAUACUGGAGCAAUAG